UAAACAAAAAAACAAGAGGCAGAAGAGUCCAGACAAGCUGCUGGAUCUUUUUGUCCACUAAAACUUUAAUUUCUCCUUUUUGCUUCUAUUGGAUUAUCACUGUAUCACAACAAGAGGGACAGCAGCUGAGACACAUGGCGCUCCUGAAGUCAGGCUGGCUGUGGAGACAGACGUCCUAUCUAAAACGCUGGAAGUUAAACUGGUGUGACCUCUGGAUAGAUGGGAGUCUUUGCUUUUACAAGACUGACAGCAGGCGAGAGCUGGAGCACCGCGUCAGCCUCAAGAUGUCAUGCGUAGAUGUGAGGUCUGGCCUGGAGUGUGGAGGUGUGACUCCACCAGAGAGUAACCCGAGGGAGAAUCUCAUUGUGGUUCAGCUCGCAAACGGCUCAACAGUCAACCUGUGUGCUAACAGCGAGGAUGAGUCCAUAGCGUGGAAACUGACUCUGCUGGACACCAGGAGAAACCCGGUGUUCACAUACGACCCAUAUGAUGACUCCUACCAGGCUGUGCCCAUCAACAACUACCAUACCGUCUACAUCACACCUGGAGCAGGACCAGGAACCCACCAGGUGGUUGUUCACAGGGACCCAUUUGAUGGAGUUUUUGAGCAUCUAGCACUGGGAUUACUGGCAGGCAUGGCUGCAGGGACAGCCAUGCGAUCCUUCCUCUGGAUGCCCAUCUUUUUCUGCUGAGAUGAUCUCCAUUACUGACAUGACAGCACUGCACACAACCUGUGUGGGAUCCAGAAUGACAUCAGCAUGUGUAGAAAAGCCUCAUCUUUUGUAUCCUUACUUUUCAAAUCAUGUCUGCUGCUCUUAUGUGGACUUUGCAUGUAAGAAGCUGAAAAGGAUGUUGUAAUUAUGCUCUUUGUGCUUGUACAUACAAAACACUGAAUCAUGUGCAUAUGCAUCAUCAGAAAGUUGAUUUUGUAUGUGACUGUUCUUUAAACUGCUGCCUGAAUUUUACUCUUGAUAGCUUGAUAUAAGUGUAGUUAUAAAAUAUGUAGCGUGUUCUAGGAAAUAAAUUGACAUAUUAGAAUAUGAUAAAGGACAGUGAGCUACAAUUAUUGUUUCAUUGCACACAACAAAGCACAAUUAAUGCUUUGGAUGAAAACACCCUGAUGACGACAAUGAAAUUAAGUUUAAGUUUCCACAAAAAGCUAGUAAAAGGACCCUGAGUAAAGAUUUGUAUGCCUCUG
Messenger RNA from Plectropomus leopardus (leopard coralgrouper), 1198 nucleotides. RefSeq names its product pleckstrin homology domain containing B1 (gene plekhb1). Gene Ontology annotation, biological process: regulation of cell differentiation. Gene Ontology annotation, cellular component: membrane. The record is from RefSeq and is a predicted model, not a curated record. NCBI's taxonomy places the organism in Eukaryota, Metazoa, Chordata, Actinopteri, Perciformes, Serranidae.